This is a messenger RNA of Carcharodon carcharias (great white shark), 2521 nucleotides long. RefSeq names its product WD repeat domain 41 (gene wdr41). The coding region runs from base 495 to 1865 and encodes 456 amino acids. The transcript has 15 exons. The record is from RefSeq and is a predicted model, not a curated record. Gene Ontology annotation, cellular component: lysosomal membrane. Gene Ontology annotation, molecular function: protein binding. Gene Ontology annotation, biological process: regulation of autophagy. Lineage: Eukaryota; Metazoa; Chordata; Chondrichthyes; Lamniformes; Lamnidae.
GCCUGUGCGGUAGCAGCUUUGUGUUUUGUUUUGGUGCUGGUUGUUUGUGGAACCUGCUUGGUACCCGCGAGCCUCGGUGCGUCUGAUCGUCUCCUCCGCGGACCGCGGCCUUGCACUCCACCCCCCCCCCUUCCUUCUGUCCCGGCAGAGUUGUCAGCUUUGGUGAAGGGUAUAUUCCCCGGCAGUUAGCAUCCCACCCCUCUCACGGCCGCGCUCUUUCCCCCCUUCCGUUCCUCCGUUGCUGCUGCUGCUGCUGCUGACCGGCCACCCCUCCCCCACCCCGCUCCUCUGCUGCUGGCCGGUCGGCCGGUCAUCCCCUCUCCCCAGGCACAUUGUCAGGAAAUGAUCACAUGAGGGAUGAACCCACUGUAAGCUUAUUUAUGAAGCCAGACAUGCUCCUGAGUGACCACUCCUGCCACACUUUAGGAAAAAGGUUGACUGAAUCUUGGAGUUUAAUUUUUUGUUUUAUCACAGUAUAGCAAUAGUGCUGAGAGAUGUUGAGGUGGUUGCUGGGAGGAAGAGAUGUGCAAGAGCCUGUGGAGAAGUCUCUGGUUCUAUGCAUAGGAGAUGAACAACCACAGAACCCCUAUACAGAACUACAGGUACUAAAAGGCCACAGUGAUAUCGUUCGCUUCAUGGCAUGGAUUGAUGAUUUCAGGUUUGCCUCAGCUGGGGAUGAUGGUGUCGUGUUUGUGUGGAAUGUUCAGACUGGAGAGAGACUUCAUGAGCUUCGAGGGCAUUCUAGACCAAUUACAGCAAUUGCUGUCUUUCCAUCAGUGCAUCGUUUACAGCCAGAAAGUUGUCAUCUCCUUACUGCCUCUUCUGACAAGACAGUCAUUAUCUGGGAUUUAAACACUGGCACCCAAAUCUAUUUGUUGACAGAAUUUCAGUCCUCUGUUAAGUGUCUGAUGAUUAUCGAAAGACUUGAUGUGUGGCUGUCUGGAGGGGAUAAAGUAUGCACUUGGAACUGUCAAGCAGAAUUGCUCUGCAAAACAGCUUGCUUUAAAGAUGCAGAUGUAAGUUCAUUGAUAGAACUACCUAAAAACAGCAUUGCUGCAGUGGUCAGGAAGGAUGUAGUUAUUUUCAAGCUGAUACCAUUGCCGUCAGAAUCUCAGACUUGGGAAAUCAUUGAGAUGAGAAGACUGUCGAAUCAUGAAGAUGAUAUUAGAGCACUAAUCACUAUAAAUGAUAAUACAUUUGCAACUGGAUCCCACAUUGGUGAGUUAAUCAUUUGGGACAGCCUGGAUUGGUCAGUUCAAGCAUCUGAAUCUCAGUUCUGGAAUGCUGCCCAACAGUUCGACAAACCUGCUGAAAUAAAGAUAUCACUGACCCCAAACCAGCACGAAACCUGCAUUCAUCACCUGUCUACAGAUAGAGAGAACAUUUUUGCUGCCAUUGGGACUGGAAUUUACGUUUACAAUCUUCAGACAAAAACAGUGAUCGCAUAUCAGCAACUGGCACAUGAUUCACGUGUGUUGCACAUUGCAAAGUUACCAAAUAACCAAUUGGUCUCCUGCUCUGAGGAUGGCAGUGUUCGCCUUUGGGAACUGCAGGAGCUUCCUCCAGCUGAGCCUGCCACAUCAGGGCUUUUUAGUAUGUGGGGAAUUGGCAGGCCGAACAAGCAGCAAAACCAAAUGGCAAAACGCAAGUUGGAAUGUCCUGCGUUAAAGACUCUGGAGUUAACUGGUGAUUUGAUUGGCCAUUCGGGUGCAGUCCGGAUGUUCCUAUAUUUUAAAGGCCAUGGAAUGGUAACUUGUUCUACAGAUCACCUCAUCAUUUUAUGGAAAGAUGGAGAAAUGGAGUCACAGUUGCGGAGCAAGAAAUUAUUCCAAAAAUUAGAACAGGAAGAACAGUAUGCUGCUUAAUGUUGGGAGAAUUGCGACACAUAUAAUAUAAAUGUUACAUGACUGUACUAAAUGUCUUGAAGUGACCUGCAACAAAUGUAUUUGUAUAUCUUCUUGAUAUUAAAGUUUCAAAGAGUUGCUGAGAUGUUAAUACGGCACUUGUGGAGUGAUUAUGUAGAUCUAAAAUUGUAAGUAGAUUUUCUGCUAAGUACUGACUAUUGCCUCUGUUACCAAUUCUGGGCUUACAUAAUCUUAAUGUUGCAAAUAGUCUACUGAGCAAAUAAUUUUUCUUAUCUAUGAUUUCUGAAGAUUUCUAAAUCUACUAAAUGUACAUAGUACAAAGUUUUUAUUAUGUGGCAAUAAUUUUUUGCCAAAAAAAAGUUUGGUAUAUUUUGAAGCAUUUGGCUAAAUAUUUUACUGUGACCACCUGUAUCAGCAUUGAAAUUGUUAAAUGUAACAAUAUGAAUGUUAAACAAGAUUUUGCAUGUUUUGAAAAGUUCACGUUACUAAAGUCAGGGGCCUGAUAAAAUAUUUAUAUCCAUGGUAAAUUUUUCGAGGCUUUGCCUGCUGCUAGUGUGUAUCUGUAACUUGUGAGUGCAUUGCCUUUGGUGGCAGAGGACUUGGAAGAUCUGCUGCAUAAUGUUGCCUCUAACUGGAAUUAAAAUGACUAAUGUUCA